Molecule: messenger RNA, 2181 nt
Organism: Manis pentadactyla (Chinese pangolin)
Lineage: Eukaryota; Metazoa; Chordata; Mammalia; Pholidota; Manidae
Product: NUT family member 2B-like
Exons: 8
Coding region: 1-2181 (726 amino acids)
Source: RefSeq, a predicted model, not a curated record
AUGAGUGCCCUGCGGCUCACGGACUGUGCGUUUCCAGUGCCGGGCCCGCAGGGGACCGUCAACCUUGGCACCUUCGUGUCAUCUUUCACAGUGAUGCCGUCAGCCCCUCCCGUCCUCGGCCCGCCACACUGGGCCCCCUGGCAGCAGCACCCACCGAACAUCCUGGGCCCAGUGUUGCCCUCAGGAAGCACCCUGGUGCUGCCGACUCUUCCCAGCACGCCGUUGGUGGCAGCACAGGCCAGCUGUGGCCCAGGCUGGCCCGGGGCCUGCAACGUCACUGUGCACUUCCUGGCGGCCUCGGGAGUGAAGACCAUCCUGCCCGCCCCUCCUGCCUGGAGCACCCAGGCUAGCGAUGAAGGCUGGUCCCUGCACCGUCCACCUCGAGCUGCAGUGCCAGCUGCCCAGCUGGCCUCUGGUGGGCUCCCAGCAUUGGCCAGUCCUCGUCCACCUGGGGCCGCUAGGAACAGCGGCCCGGCCUGCUCGCAGCCCACCGCCUCGCCCGGGAACACCUGCCACCGCACCAGCGUGAAAGAAAAGUUCCGGCGCUGGCAGCACUGCAAGCCCCUGGCCCGCAGGCACCUGCCCCAGAGUCCCGAUGCGGAGGCACUCUCCUGCUUCCUCAUCCCAGUGCUUCGGACCCUGGCCCGCCGGAACCCCACCAUGACCCGGGAGGAGGUCCUGCAGCGGGGCGUGCAGAAGUGGCAUUGUCUAAGCAAGUCAGAGCGCAGCAUCUACUAUGUGAUGGCGGGAAGGUUCAUGGAGUUCGAGGCCGAGGAGGCGAGGCAAUGUCAGAACGCACAGUGGAUGAAGGCGGCGCAGGGCGUGCCUCAUCCAGCACCCCUCAGGCCUGUUCCUCGGGCGCCCUCAGCCCCAGAGCGGGGCCAGAAGCGAGCUGGCCAUGACCCCCCACGGGAAUGUCCCCGAGCUCCGUCCUCCCUGAGCACGCUCAGUGCUGGGGAGGUGCGGCCAGGCUACCCACACUCCUUCCCUGCACCCUCCUCAGCACGCAUCCGCGAGAAGGCCAGCGCCGGGGCCCAGUCCGCCAACGCCCAGCCACCGCGAUGCCGGCAGAGCCCGCACACCGAGGCGCCGACGGAGAUCCCCCUCGAGGCCGUGGCAGAGGGCCUGGAGAUCAUGGAGGGGCUGCUGGGGCCCAGCGGCCCAACUCAGGGGCUGCCCGGUGAAGAACGUGGGGAGGAUAGCUCCAAGCCGCCACAGGGAGAGGAGGGCGUCUAUCCAGACGCGGGUCUCCUGACCUACAUCAAUGAGCUUUGUGCCCAGGGAGACUUUCUCAACAAGGCGGACGCAGUUCUGCACCCACGCUUCCUGGCGGAGUUGCCCUGCCCGGAAGCCCAGCUGGAUCUCUUGGCCCUCGCUGAGGAGCUGGAGCAGGAGGAAGGACUGUCUUUGCUGGAGCAGAAGCGACUCCUGGAACUGAAGCAGGAGGAGGGUGUGCAGGCCCCCGCGAGUCACGGCACACCCCGACUGGACUCAAGGCCUUCUGGGUCUGAGGCUGGCCAGGAUCCCCAGAGGCACGGCCACGGCCCCCAGCUAGGGGCCAGCGACCAAGCCUGCCCACCAGAGUCUGGUUGCGGGCAGCGCCAGGCGCACAGCCGAGGAGACGCUGGCGUGUGGAGGCCCGAAGCCUUCGCUGCCUCUCCAGGACGCCAGGAGCCCCCUCCCCUGAAGGCUGGCUGGCGGCCCCAUGCCCCCCAGGCUCGGUGCCGCACUUCGCCCAGCCUGGGGCCCAGGCUCGCCACUGCUCCGGGAGAGACCUGUCCUGCUCGGGAGCCCCUGGGGCCCACGGGCAGGCCCAGUGAGGGCGAGGAGGAGCUCCCCAGCCUGGCCUUCCUCCUGGCAUCUCAGCACACACUGCCAUCCUGGGGACUGCCCCAGAGUCCUACUCCAGGCUCAGACCUCCUCCGCCCUGGAGUACCCCAGGCCCGCUCUCCCCAGAAGCCGGGCCUCAGCCCCGCUGGCCCUCCAGCUGGCAAGGCCAGCAGUCGGGCCCCGUGUGCAGGCCCAGCCCCUGCUGGGAAGACACCCCUGCCAGGGGCCAGCCUCGGGGUCGCUGGGGGACCAGCCUUGGCUCUGGGGCUGGGCUGCCCCUCACAGCCCCGGAAGAGAAGGGGGGACCCUUUCGGCACAGGGAAGGGUAGGAAGCGGCCCUGCAGCCAGUAG